AUGAGGUCGAAGACACCUCGCCCACUGGGCAAUGCCGGAAACAAGGGCAAGCAGGAUACCGAUCCAUGGAGUAGAGCAGGGCACAUGCCAACGGCAACGUACAGCUCCUACUCUUGCAAAGGUCAACCUAACUACGAUCUGCGACUGAGCGACGGGAAUUCGAAGAACGGUAGCGUUCUAUUGGAGUCAAAAGGCCGCGAGUCGGAGAAGGAAGAAGGACCGCGGAAAGCGAGCAAACUGCCGGGGAAGAACAAAAUCCAUCUGGAAAAGCGAAAGGAACCGUCACAUGAAAAGAACGAACCACCGAAGCAUGACCGCAUAGCUGAAGGCAUCAAGCACGAGAUUGACAGGUUCGCCGUACAAUCGGUUGAGAAAUUCCAGGACUUCUACAACAAAGUGCACGUCUAUCCUGCCAAACAUGCUCUCUCCGCGUACGACGAAGAAGGAGAAUGGGCGGGCUACACGCGAUACAUUUUCGACACGUACGGCGAGGAGGCAAGGGACAUGCAGGUCCGUGUGGACUGGCAGCAACUUACCCUCUGGGUGGGUCAUUCAGGAGUCUGGAUCAUCUUGGAGGAGUUCCUGUCCAGGCUUCCACCACCCGUCAACAUCCGGGACGCUCCCAAGGAGCACCUCUCGUCAGAAGACAAGAACAAACUUUGGCAAGACCAGUGGGCUUGGUGGCGGAAGAAUAGGAAUACAUUUCGGCUGCUCGACCUGCCGAGCGAGAUUCGAGAGAAGAUUCUGGGGUUUGCGGUGGUCCGGACGAUUCGGCCAUAUCUGAAUCAUCGCUGUCGAAAGCUGUCGACUCGUCACAAGAACGCAUUGGCCUCGGAACAACCCAACAUGGCAUUGCUGAGAACCAACAGACAAGUCUAUCGUGAAGGGCGUCACCUUCUCUUCAGAGAUUCCGUCUUCCUCAUCGAACACUUCAAAAUUUUCAAGGACUACAUCAUGUUCAAAAAGGCAUCGCGAAACCACAUCAUGAGGCUGGACUUGAAAUUCAAGCACAAGGGCUUCUUCUUGCCCUUCGGUAUCAUGGUGAAAGACCACGGCAUUGAAUACCUGCCGAGCCAAGCUGCAAGACUGCUUCGCGGCAUGAAGCUCAAGCAGCUGACAUUGAGCAUUGCCAUGACAGACACCCCGAUGCUAUCGCCGUUCGGUCGCCACGAGUGGCACAAGCCCUGCCAGAAGAUUGCGGUGGACUGGAUCCUGGAGUGUGCAUGGCCCUGGAUGAAGGGACACCCGGUGACCGUGCAAGGUGGAGUUAAGACUCGGCAAAAGGAGAACUUCAUGAAGAAGGUCACUGACGAGCGUGAACGGUAUCUCAAGUGGCGCCGAACGAUGCUACUGGGAGAUGAGGAGGGUACGCUUACCGAGUACUAUGAGUGGUUGGAUGAGAAGGGUGGUGAACCAAUCGACGGUCAAGAGUCUCAUGAUGAUGUGGAACUCGUGCCUGAGAAACAGAACUUGCCUCCGUGCUCGUGCACACCGCCAUGCUAUGAGAAGUGGACUCCAGAAGACUAG
Molecule: messenger RNA, 1527 nt
Organism: Zasmidium cellare ATCC 36951
Lineage: Eukaryota; Fungi; Ascomycota; Dothideomycetes; Mycosphaerellales; Mycosphaerellaceae
Exons: 2
Coding region: 1-1527 (508 amino acids)
Source: RefSeq, a predicted model, not a curated record